GGUCUCUACUCUUUCUGUUCUCCAUUGACGCUGGUUGUCAUUCAUCGCCAUGAAGUUCUUGUCCACUCUCGCUGGCGCCCUCGCCUUCACGACCACUUCGGCCUCGGCCAUCGCGCACCGCAACACGGAGCGAACAUGUAUCACACCCGGCGCCAUCCCCGACCUCAAGGGCUCCGACAUCCGUAAUGUUGGAGUCGUGCUCUUCCAGGCUCUCGACAUGAUCGACGUGUUCGGGCCCCUGGAUCCCCUGCAGCUCGUCUCGCUCAGCGUCCAGCAGCUCAACCUGCACCUCAUCGCCGAGACGCUUGACCCCGUCUCAACAGCGCCCGUCGCCAUGAACAAGUUCAACUCGAGCUUCUGGCCAACUAUUCCUCCCACGAAGACGUUUGCCGACGAUCUUGACCUCGACCUGCUCAUCGUCCCUGGCGGACCGGGAGCCCGGAACCCGAACCUCGGAGCCGUCACCGAUUACAUUGCCAAGAUGGCGCCAAAGGUCAAGAUCCUCAUGACCAUCUGCACGGGUUCGGGCAUCGCGGCGAGGGCGGGCGUGUUGGAUGGACACUUGGCUGCUACCAACAAGAAUGCGUGGGCGACGAUGAAGGCAAUGGGGCCCAAGGUGAACUGGGUGUCGCCGGCGCGAUUCGUGAUUGACGGCAAGAUCUGGUCCUCAUCGGGUGUCACUUCUGGCUUGGACCUCAUCUUUGCCUUUAUCGAGACUUUCUGGGGCGCUCAGCAGUCGCAGCGAAUCGCAAGCAUCAUUGAGCAUGUUCCCCGAGCUGCGACGGAUGAUCCAUUCUCACAGCACUUCAACAUUACACCCACCGAGGCUCAGCCAUGUCCCAAGGCAUGAGUUUCUCAUACUGGGUGGUGUAUAGCUGAAAGGUGUUGACCACCUAAAAGUGUCUUCAAUGUAAAUAUUUUGCCGAGGGCUUUAAAACCUAGACGGGAUAGAAUUAAAAUAGAAAAUAGAAAUAUGGCUUGUUCAUAGUAAAGAAUUAUCGGAAA
Molecule: messenger RNA, 1005 nt
Organism: Fusarium vanettenii 77-13-4
Lineage: Eukaryota; Fungi; Ascomycota; Sordariomycetes; Hypocreales; Nectriaceae
Exons: 2
Coding region: 50-850 (266 amino acids)
Source: RefSeq, a predicted model, not a curated record